AUGGCGCGCGCCCUCAGGAGCCUCACACUGGUGUUCCUCGCGGCCCGCGCCGGCGCCCAGAAGGAUUCCUGCGCCACCGGCGCCGAGGGCCGCUGGGCGGGCACGCACGCCCGGCUCCUAGCGCUCGACGAGAGCAAGCUCCCGAACCUCUACCAGAGGAAAUUGGAGUUCGAGAACAUCACGGGCGCGAGCAUCGACAUUGAACAAAAGUCGAUCAAGGACUGGGCCGGGGCGGUAUUUUCGGACGCGAAGACGGCCCGCCUAGAGAUACGCGAGCAUGUUCGCGGACCCGGACGCGAAUCUGUGGCGAACGACGCCGCCGACCGCGCCACUCGUAAUAGAGCGAGCCCGUUUCUACGACAACGCGACGUUCGCGUCGCUCGCCUCGUGCGCGGUGGACAAUCCGUUGCUCGCGCGCAACCCGCUCGGGGGCACGUUCAACAAGACGACGGGGCUGCUGGUCCGCUUCACAGACUCAGGCUACGCCACGGUCGUCGCCGAUGGGAACCUCAGCUGUUUCGCGCCCUUCGUCGACACCGCGCGGCGGAAAUACCCCAAGGCGAACGCGUUCGUCCUCAACGUCCGCGGCCCGCGUCUCCGCCGCCAAUGAAGGCGGCGCAGCGCAGCGAAGUGAUAGAGCUGAAUACGUGUUUCUGUAUUCCUUCUGGACGUGUUGAUUUGGUCGCACAGUGUACAAAAAACGCGUACGAGGGCGGCGAGACACCCGCCGUCGACUACGGCAUCCGGAACGAGUCGUCGCGAGCGUUGUCCGCGGUCAAGAUCAAAAUCAAGCGCCAGAUCUGGUUCAAGGCCCGCGGUCACCAGAAACGGUUCAAGAACACGAUCGUUUGUCGUUCGUUUGCCGGCGUCGAGGCCGGAGGUGUUUUCGGGUUCGACGGUCUGCCGAUGCGGCGCGGCGAGCUCCCGCUGCCGGCGGUCGUGCGGGGACCGCGGGGCUUCCAGCUGUUCUCCAUCGACAGCCCGACGAUCAAGGUGCGCUACUGGCUCAAGAUUGAGGCGACGACGACGGCGGUGGCCGUGCGGAGCGCCCGGCUACGGCUUAUGGACGUCCAGAUCUACCGCACGGCGCCGUGGCGGGCCACGGCGGUGUUCGCGGGCGCCGAGCGCGACGACGACGACGACGACGACGGUCUGGCCUGGGGCGAGGUCAUCUCCUACGAGCCGAGCCCCGAUCUCGGCGACGUUCCCGUCGCGGUGCCCAUCCCGUCCGCGCCGCCGGCGGAGGCGAUACGCGCUUAA
Molecule: messenger RNA, 1260 nt
Organism: Pelagomonas calceolata
Lineage: Eukaryota; Pelagophyceae; Pelagomonadales; Pelagomonadaceae
Source: the annotation of a GenBank genome assembly